Messenger RNA from Conger conger (European conger), 1957 nucleotides. It is a transcript of the gene mob3a, whose product is annotated as MOB kinase activator 3A. Lineage: Eukaryota; Metazoa; Chordata; Actinopteri; Anguilliformes; Congridae. Gene Ontology annotation, biological process: positive regulation of protein phosphorylation; signal transduction. Gene Ontology annotation, molecular function: protein kinase activator activity. Bases 443 to 1093 code for a protein of 216 amino acids. The record is from RefSeq and is a predicted model, not a curated record. The transcript has 4 exons. Gene Ontology annotation, cellular component: nucleus; cytoplasm.
GGCCUGUAUUUCACUUCGCAAAGAAAGUAGAAUGGUAAUAUUUAUUAUUAGGUCCUGUUUGUUAUAGUCAUAAAAGUUCCAUACCGCGGCUGAAAUUCUUUAUUUUGUUAUUUUUUUUAAUGAGAUGAUGCUCUAAAUGUGCGGCAAAUAACCAAAGGAAUCGGACGAUUAAUACAUAAGUUUGCUAAGCGGAACAAGAAACCAGCUUAGUCGGUCCCAUGAGUCGAAACGGCUGUACGUAUUUCAAGGAAAAUUAAAGCACACGCCCACUGCAGCCGCAGCUAACGGUACUGUCAUUUUUUACGUCGCUGACGGUUUGCAUCAAGGCAAAUCCUUUCCUGAGCACCAGAGACAGGGUUAGGGGAGAAGGUUCUUCACCCAAAGCAGUUAAACCUCUCACACACACACACACACACACACACACACACACUCUCCAGCAGCCAUGUCUCUAGCACUGAAGCAGGUCUUCAACAAGGACAGGACGUUCCGGCCCAAGAGGAAGUUCGAGCCGGGCACGCAGCGCUUCGAGCUCCACAAGAAGGCCCAGGCGUCGCUGAACGCCGGGCUGGACCUGAAGCAGGCGGUGCAGCUGCCCCACGGCGAGGGGCUCCACGACUGGGUGGCCGUGCACGUGGUGGACUUCUUCAACCGCAUCAACCUGAUCUACGGCACCAUCAGCGACUCCUGCACCGACCAGUCCUGCCCCGUCAUGUCGGGCGGGCCCAAGUACGAGUACCGCUGGCAGGACGACAGCAAGUACAAGAAGCCCACGGCCCUGCCCGCGCCCAAGUACAUGAGCCUGCUGAUGGACUGGAUCGAGGUGCAGAUCAACAACGAGGACAUCUUCCCCACCAACGUCGGUACUCCUUUCCCCAAGACCUUCAUGCAAGUGGCCAAAAAGAUCCUGUCCCGCCUGUUCCGGGUGUUUGUGCACGUCUACAUCCACCAUUUCGACCGCGUGACCCAGAUGGGGGCGGAGGCUCACGUCAACACCUGCUACAAGCACUUCUACUACUUCAUCACAGAGUUCAACCUCACAGACCACAAAGAGCUGGAGCCACUGAAAGAGAUGACAUCACGGAUGUGCCACUGAGAAGGACCCCCUCCAGGACCCCGUUCCCAAACGGACACGUUCCCCCCCCCCGGAGGCACCCAGCCCACCUCCCAGGACGGGAGACCGAACACAAUCUGAAAAUAAUCUAUUUUUGUAAACGUACUGUAACAAUCUGUUUCGCAAGAGAGCUUUAUCGCAGCCUAUUUUCUACUGUUUUUGCGGAGCUGAGAAGUUUCAUUAGUGCAGUAUGAAGCAAGCAAUAUUUUUUUGUGUGUGUGGGGGGAGGGGGGGAGAAAUGUUUCUGUUGAUGUUGUUCUGCCUUUCUUUUCAGUGUGAAGCACAUGACUUUUACAUAUUGUGUUUUUAAAAACAUUUUUUAAAGUACUUUUGAGUCUCACCCACCUGCUACAAGCGAUAUAGGAAAUCCUUGAUGGGUAGGUUGUGUGGAGCAGACGAACCAAAGUUUUCUAGUGUUGGGCGCGACAUUUUGUGAACCUGAUUGAGAGUAGAGAGAACUGCUUGGAUAACUGUGGACCAGUAAAGAUGGCCUUCGAGGUUGCUCGUGGAGUAUGCAGUAUGAAGUAUGAAGUCUAUCGCAGACUUGACCAGCAUGACAUACUGUUCACCAGCUUAGGAUAAGCAGACCUCUCCUCCUUUCACAGCAAUCAUUGGUACUGAGCUGUUUCACAAACCGCUUCUCUCUCCCGCCUCAAAUCCUUUCACAUAUUUUGCUACUUUUGUUUGUUUUACUGUCGAGAAUUUCUAAUCUUGUUGCUUUAUUCUUCUCUCCCAUUCCUUUGUUCUUGUCGUUUUUAUUGACUGCAUAUUUUAUAAGUUAAUAAAGUUGAUUUUUGCUUCUGUGCACUGCAGGGGUGCAUAACGAACACUGAUCUUUCAUUCUAA